CUCGGCAAUGCAGUCGUGCGUUUAGAAAAAAAAAUGCCCGGAUCAAAGGGAUCCACUCGCCUUCUUCGAUGUUUUGGAAUUCGCAAAUUAUCCAGAAAUGGCUGCCCGCGGACGUGUCGCAGCGCAAGGAAUUGUUCGACGACUGCAAACUGCUAAAUUCCACCUGCGAAUCGCUCGCAGACCGACUAGAAGCCCUAUCUAAUCAGUUGAGGAGCAAACCCGGCUCGAAAUUCAACCCGUUGAUACACGAGAACGAUCUUCAACUUACCGAUAUUGAAGAUGUAACGGUCACUUUGGAAUCGAUAGCCAAGACUUAUGCAAACCUAAUGCUGGAGCUGUCCGAGGCGUCGUCGGGCGCCCGGACGCUGCACAAGGAGAAGCUCAAAAUGUGGAAGACCGUCCUGCGCAAGGCGGAAUCGAAGCUGAUCUACUUCGUCCAAGAGAUAAUCGGCGAAAUAACGCACCUGUUCAUCUACUACGGCGAAUUCCUGCUGACGCGCACUUUGCGCGUAUCGCUGAGCUACAACGCUCUGCUGGACGUCGACAAGAAACACGACGCCUCGAACGACAACAGCAUCUGCAAGAACACCUGCCCCUACCUGAUCUUCCCCGUGAGGAAGGUCUCGGCGACGCGGCUGCUGCGCAUCGUCGCCCACAAGCGAGCCGAGCUCUGCUGCCACAAACUCAUCGACUGCCUGCUCGACGCCUACAAAACCUGCGAAAACUCCGACGACGACGACGGCUCCGACAAUUCCAGCCUCGAGAUUUACGCCACGCUCACCAAGCACCUCAACGUGCCGGAGACGACGCGCGCGCGCCGCGACGCCCCGCCCGCCGGCGACGUCGCCGACGGCUUCGCCAGCCUCGAGGAGUUGAUCUUCUACGAGGAGAAGAACCUGCUAGAUCUGCUCGAUGUCGCCGUAAAAACGGCGCCCGCGUUGCUCGGAGAAGACGGCGUCGUGAGCACCGGCGAGCCGCGCGUUCGCCCCGAGGCGCUCGACAAGCUGCUGGAGUUCUACGAGCAGGUGCUCUGGAGCGAAGUGGGCAACUUCCUGGAGCACACGGUGCUGUGGUGGUCGUCGUCGCCGUUGGCCGCCAGGCCACCGCACUCCAGCCAGCACCUCAGGGAGUGGCUCGUCAGGUUCAUACCAACAGCUGAUGUUUCUCCUGUGGUGCUGUCGGCUCUGGCUAGUCUAGCGGACGCUUUAGGCGUACACGUGACGUCUACUUCUUGGGACCAAAGGUUCAGGUUGGCUUUGGUAGCUGCAGGGACGACGGGCAACAGAGAAACCGGCGGAUUGUUCGCAGAAGUUUUGCAGGACCUCGUGAUGCUGUGCAACCAAUGCGAAUCGACGCCCGAAUGGAUCGUGGGCGCUCCCCUCGACGAGCUGCCCUUGGUGGAGCAAAUACCCGUGCUACACAGAUUAGAUCAUUCGGUGCACACGGCUCGGCUGUGGGCGAUCAACGAGUGCAAGAAAAUCGUGAACGGCUGGAACGUCAGCGGGUUCUUCGCCGUGAUCCACGAGGAUACGGUGAAUUGCGUCGAUCAGUUGAACGGGUUGAGAUUGGCCGAUCAUUCGGCGGAGAUCGAGAAGAAGGGGAUCAGCGUGCACGUGGAGGUGUGCGCGCUGAUGCGGGCGAAAUUGGUAUCGGAGGUCAAAGCGAACUUCGACAAAUUGAAAGAAGCGCACAAGGAGUGCGUGGACGGUUUGGCGAGCGUCUGCAGGACGAUAUGCUUGGCGAAUUUGCAGAUGAUUUUCCCGCGUAACGCCGUUUGGAAGAAAACCGAAGCGCUCGCCAACGAAACGCCUAGUCCUUUCGUAGACGAAUAUUUAAAUCAAAUCAUCGUGCCGGUACUGAAGUCGACCGAAGACUACGCCAUCACCAACAUGAUACUGACGCUGUUGUGCGAAUCCUGGCUGGAUCACAUUUACGUGAACAGGAUCAAAUUCAGUCGCUCGGGCGCCUGUCAAUUGCUCUGCGACUUCGGCUACGUGUCGACUUGGUUAACGCAGUACGAGAUCAAGGAGUCGAUGAGGAAGAAGCUGCUGAAGAACGAGGCGCUGAAGCGGUGCGAAGGAGUCGGCAGGUUGCUGUUGAGGAGGCCCGGCGAGAAGAUCAAAAUGACCGAUAAGAAUAAGAACGUUCAAGCAAAACGCGUUGAAGAUUCUUCGGAUGAAGACGGAAAAGGGGAAUUGAUGCCGGCGGAAAUGUACGUACCGAAUCAGGAGCAGUGGUUAGAGUUGAGAGCGAUCAAAAAGAAAACUUCCUUUCCAAUGCCUAUAUGUUGCGGGGAACCAUAAUUUUAUUUAAAUCGUUGAAUAAAGAUUCUGCAAGGACAAUUUCUAAUUAUUCGUCGUUUGAUUAACUCACUCCUUUUGACAUUUGUAUCACAGAACAUUAUAUUUAUAUAAACUUUUCAUACAUAAGUAUAAACUAAAUUACAUGUUUCUAAAAAUGAGAUUAGCAUUUAUUCGUAACGUCAGAUCAGAAAAAUUCGUGCCACAUAUCAUACGAUAGUCAAAAUCGUACAAAAAAAAAAUACUGAAUAGAGCCACCAAUUCAAACAACAACAACAAUAAUAAUAAUCCCUUUCCUGUUAGGCACUUUUUUUAUUCAAUAAAUCAUUACGCGUUACGGUCCAACCGUUGCAAGAACCUCCUGGGCAGCCCUAAAUCGAUCAAUUCGCUAGCAUCGAGCUUGUGCAACCGAGGGCUGUAGUGCAACACGGCCUCCCAGCUGAUCUCGCUCAAUUUCGGUAUGCACAGCCACGUCGAAUACACGUCGUUGCUCCGUCUCACGUCCUCGUCGACGCUGUAGUUGCCCCCGAACACGUACAGCUUGCCCUCCGGCGUCGCCGCCGUCGCGUGAAAGUACGUCGGCUGCGGCAAUUUGCACAAACUGAAGUACGUCCAUUGGUACGUCACCAGGUCCAGUCGCCACAGAUCGUUGAAGAUGUCCUCGCCGUCGUGGCCGCCCGUGAUGAACAACUGCACGCUCGACGUGCUCGUUAUUUGAACGGCCCCGUGGCAACGUCGGGGUUCCGGAUAAC
This is a messenger RNA of Phyllotreta striolata, 3052 nucleotides long. The record is from the annotation of a GenBank genome assembly. NCBI's taxonomy places the organism in Eukaryota, Metazoa, Arthropoda, Insecta, Coleoptera, Chrysomelidae.